AUGACCUCCUCGCUAAUCCAGUCGGCAGUCGACCUGUCUAACGCUCCCAGGUUGUUCCUUGUACGUAACAGGGAAACAUUUUUUUUGUGAUUUCUAAUCGUUAAGAAGUAGAAAUCAUCUGUCAAGAGCAGUUUCAUAUUCCUAAUAUUUUCUAAUAAUUCCGGCAACUGGUUCGAAUAUUCAGAGUGAUAUGCACUGCACCACACACGCCACACGUCAAUCCAAAAUCAGCAUGGGUACAACAAAGGCCUCGGAAUUUGGACAUGUGCGUCUCAAAAUUGUGUAUUUUGCCAUUUUUCAAUUGGCGUUAAUCCAUAAUGCUGAGUCGUACUCGAUUGAAACGGCAACUGAUUACACCAUCGACCCUUCCUUUGUUGCUCAGGAUGAUACUUUUUCAGGGAUUUUUGACCCCCGCGUCCCUGCCAUUUCCAACGUCGACUAUGACCAGCAGAAUGAGAUUGAUAGGGAAAAGAGGGACGUGGAUAGCGUGACGGAGGUGACCGAGCCAGAGGGGACGACCUUUGUCCCCUUCAGCGACAGAGACGCCCCACUGCCGUCCACCCCAUUCCCACGCCCAGACGCCGACUACAACUACCCCACCGUCAACCCCAUCCCCGAGGAUUUUAAUCCCUCAAAUUUAACGGACAUUGAUCUGUCGUCAGGAUUUAUUCAAAACAGUCGAGCAUCUUGUCAAUGUGGGAAACCUUCCAGAAGAAUUGUGGGAGGUACUACGGCUUCCAUCAAAGACUACCCCUGGAUGGUCGGCCUGACCCGUGGAGGUGGACGCCCUUACUGUGGGGGCACUUUGAUCAAUUCGAAAUAUGUGGUCACUGCCAGUCACUGUGUUAAUGGUCAAACUGCCAGUCGCAUCACGGUUGUGUUAAAUGAGCAAGAUUUUAGCAGCAGCAGUGAUGGAGCCAAACCAGUCUCUAUUCGAGUAGAGUCAAUCAAAAUGCAUGAAAAUUACAACGGAAACAACAUUGACAACGAUAUUGCUUUACUCAAAUUGGCACAAUCUGUCCCACUCGGGAAUGGAUACAUCCCAAUCUGUUUGCCAUCGGCGAGUACAAAUGAUUUUGCUGGAAUACACGCCACUGUCACGGGCUGGGGAGCAACGUCGCAAGGGGGUUCAACAUCAUCCAAUUUGCGACAAGUCACCGUUCCUGUUCUUUCCAACUCUGAAUGUAACACUCGGUCGAAAUAUAAUGGGAAAAUUACCAAAAACAUGCUUUGUGCCGGUCUAUUGGCGUCUGGUGGAAAAGACUCGUGCCAGGGCGACAGUGGUGGUCCGCUAAUUAUUGAUAACGGUGGAAGGAAAACUUUAAUAGGAAUCGUAUCUUGGGGAUACGGCUGUGCCCAGCCCCAAAGUCCAGGGGUCUACUGUCGUGUUGCGAAUUACCCCGACUGGAUAUUGGCAAAUACAAGGGGUGCGGACUGGUGCCAAGGCUGAUUCCCAGGAGUUUAAACUGGUUUGACCAAGAAAAUGUGUGCAACUGAUUAUUUAAUGCAGAUUAUUAUUUAUUGUACAUGAUCCCAAAUUGUGAAUUGAUUGAAGAAUAAAACUUGUCAAGGAACUUAUUAUUGUUA
Messenger RNA from Folsomia candida, 1587 nucleotides. RefSeq names its product trypsin. Lineage: Eukaryota; Metazoa; Arthropoda; Collembola; Entomobryomorpha; Isotomidae. Gene Ontology annotation, molecular function: serine-type endopeptidase activity. Gene Ontology annotation, biological process: proteolysis. Bases 191 to 1450 code for a protein of 419 amino acids. The record is from RefSeq and is a predicted model, not a curated record. The transcript has 18 exons.